This is a messenger RNA of Poeciliopsis prolifica (blackstripe livebearer), 1075 nucleotides long. RefSeq lists its product as uncharacterized. The transcript has 6 exons. The record is from RefSeq and is a predicted model, not a curated record. NCBI's taxonomy places the organism in Eukaryota, Metazoa, Chordata, Actinopteri, Cyprinodontiformes, Poeciliidae. The coding region runs from base 152 to 859 and encodes 235 amino acids.
GCCAAGCAGCGUCUUUUAAAUAUCGCAGUUGAUGUGCGGGACUAAAUCUUUGCGCUCUUCUUAAAUGGCUUUAAGUAAACCCUGUCUGUUAGUCGCUUCUGGGCGCUGAAACUACUGGAAUUGCGACGGACUGAGAGCAGACGCCGCAGAAAUGCGUUUCUUGACCUUUGUUUUCAUUUUCCUCAAACAUUUAUCGAGCGCCCUUCCUCUUCACGUAGAUGCCACCAUAGUUCAGAUCCAGCAGUGGGGGGUGGUAGGAGCUCAGCAUGUCGCAGAGCAAGUUUUCCUAAAUGGAAUUUCUCUCUCAAGCCCAAGCUGGGAGGUCCAGAGCAUAAUCAAAAGCAUGUCCGCCAGUGACCUCCUACCUGAUGGAAUCAGCAAUAACCAGACCUCAGUUCUAAGAAAUCAUACUGUCCUUCGCUCUCGGGAAUGCAUCAUAGAGGGCUCCCGGCUCCACUGGUCUGAUCGGGUGUUUUGUGAUGGCAAGGUCUUCCUGACCCUGGAGCGCAACAACACAUGGACAGCCCAUGCGCCAGAAGCAAAAGCCCUCAAAAACCUGUGGGACCAGGAAGUGGAGCAUUCAAAAAUUGAGAGAAGACGUCUGCAGGAGGGAUGCAUUCAGCUGAUGAGGGAACUGAAGCUUUCAGAGGAAGAGUCAGUUCAUGGAAUUCCUCUUCCCAGAUUUCUGAUCCCAAUCUUGGCUGUGACGGCAUUUUUAAUGCUAAUUAUAGUGACCAUUCUUAUCUCAAGAGGCCCUGGUCUAAUUCACCCUGGAGGGGUGAUCGGCUCCAUCAUCCAUUACCCCAAAGACAUAACUUACUCUGCUGAUGAGAACGAAUCGUGUUACAGAGCACUGUGACUCCAAAGACUCAUGAAUACAAAGUUGCUUGUGAAUUGAUGCUUUUGUCAUAUGUUUUUUUUUCUUAUUCUCUUUAUUGCUCUUUAUAUUAUCGCUUUAAUAUAAAUUACUUAAAGAAAAAUUAACACAAGUGUUUGAUGCAGUAAGUUAUUCACAUUCUUAUCAAUACAAAUAAAUACAUGUUCCUGAACACCCAAUAAAACAGUGCAAACUUAA